Lottia gigantea (owl limpet) is the source of this 756-nucleotide messenger RNA. RefSeq lists its product as hypothetical. The record is from RefSeq and is a predicted model, not a curated record. Gene Ontology annotation, biological process: microtubule cytoskeleton organization; mitotic cell cycle. Gene Ontology annotation, cellular component: microtubule; cytoplasm. Lineage: Eukaryota; Metazoa; Mollusca; Gastropoda; Lottiidae. The transcript is spliced from 4 exons. The annotation marks the transcript as partial. Gene Ontology annotation, molecular function: GTPase activity; GTP binding; structural constituent of cytoskeleton.
AUGAGAGAAAUCGUUCAUAUGCAAACUGGUCAAUGUGGUAACCAGAUCGGAGCUAAGUUCUGGGAAGUGAUCUCUGAUGAACAUGGUAUUGACCCAACUGGAACUUACCACGGUGAUUCUGAUCUUCAGUUGGAGAGAAUCAACGUUUAUUAUAAUGAAGCUACCGGUGGUAAAUAUGUACCUAGAGCUGUUCUUGUUGACUUGGAACCUGGUACCAUGGAUUCUGUAAGAUCGGGACCCUUUGGCCAGAUCUUUCGUCCAGAUAACUUUGUCUUCGGACAAUCUGGUGCUGGUAAUAACUGGGCUAAAGGUCAUUAUACAGAAGGUGCUGAAUUGGUAGAUUCCGUUCUUGAUGUGGUCCGUAAAGAAGCUGAAAGCUGUGAUUGUCUUCAAGGAUUCCAGUUGACCCAUUCUCUGGGUGGUGGAACUGGUUCUGGUAUGGGAACCCUCCUCAUCAGUAAAAUCCGUGAAGAAUAUCCAGAUAGAAUCAUGAACACUUUCUCUGUUUGUCCUUCACCAAAGUAUGAUGAGUUCCAAGUAUAUAACUUUUAUGGUUUUUCUCAAGAACACCAAGAUUUAAUGAAUUAUGACAUAAGCCAGUGUUAUAACAACAAUCAGAAAAUUAAAAUAGAUUUUCAAAUUCCAGGUAAAUAUCAGAAAAAUGCAGAAGAUAAUCGAAUACUAUUUCUGUACAGUACACUGGUCUCAUUAGCUGGUUAUAUGGAUGUUUCUCCACUUCGAAUAUCACAUAUUCAG